CCUCCCAAAGUGCUAGGAUUACAGGCGUGAGCCACCGCGCCCAGCCUCCACAAAACUUUCAAAAGUUAUUACUUCGCUAAAAAUAACAGCGUAGAAGCCAUUGUGCAGCGCCACGCAAUCUCGGCUCACUGCAGCCUCGACCUCCCAGGCUUAAGCGAUCCUCCCAUCUUAGCCUCGCAGGUAGCUGGGGCCACAGGCGCGCGACACCACGCUGGGCUAUUUUUUAAAAUAAAGUAAAAAUCUUCGCCAGGCUGGUCUCGAACUCCUAGGCUCGACAGAUCCUCUCGCCUCAGCAUCCCAAAGUGUUGUGAUUACAGGCGUGAGCCACCGCUUCCAUUUUUAGAGUUCUAUUCUGAGGACUAACGCCGUUCAACAAGUUGGUGUGAAUUUGUUUGCAUUUUUCGAAACCCCAAAGCCGGCCUGGGCCCCAUCCCCAUUUGCCCCGGGCCCCUCAGGGCCCCGACCCCAGGCAGCGCCCCGACCCCAGGCAGCGUCCCGAUCCCAGGCAGCGCCCCGACUCCAGGCAGGGCUACCUCCAACUCCCAGCCUCCCCAGGCCGGGCCCCCGCCCCGCUCCCGACAGGCUCCUCUCCCCGUGGCGGGGCCCCUCGCCCAGGCAGCACACCCUCUCACCCCGACCGGGCCCCCACCCCUCUAGGAGGGCCGGCGUUGGGGGAGAGCGCCGGGACGUGCCCGAGAGUGACACUCGGGCUUGGGACAGGGCGUGCUGCCGCGGGUCACGUGCUGCGGAGGCUCGGGGAGGGGCGGCGAGGCGGGGUUUAUAGCCCGGGCGCCCGCGGGCCCCACGCUUUGACCGGGUCGUGGCAGCCGGAGUCGUCUUCGGGACGCGCCUGCUCUUCGCCUUUCGCUGCAGUCCGUCGAUUUCUUUCUCCAGGAGAAAAAUGGCAUCCGUUGCAGUUGAUCCACAACCGAGUGUGGUGACUCGGGUGGUCAACCUGCCCUUGGUGAGCUCCACGUAUGACCUCAUGUCCUCAGCCUAUCUCAGUACAAAGGACCAGUAUCCCUACCUGAAGUCUGUGUGUGAGAUGGCAGAGAACGGUGUGAAGACCAUCACCUCCGUGGCCAUGACCAGUGCUCUGCCCAUCAUCCAGAAGCUAGAGCCACAAAUUGCAGUUGCCAAUACCUAUGCCUGUAAGGGGCUAGACAGGAUUGAGGAGAGACUGCCUAUUCUGAAUCAGCCAUCAACUCAGGGUCUUGCUCUGUCACCCAGGCUGAGUGCAGUGGCACAAUCACGGCUCACUGCAGCCUUGGCAAACAGGCAAAUUUCAUAUCUGUUUACUUCAUUUGCUCCUCCAGCAAUUCCCAAGGAUUGGCAGAUUGUUGCCAAUGCCAAAGGUGCUGUGACUGGGGCAAAAGAUGCUGUGACGACUACUGUGACUGGGGCCAAGGAUUCUGUGGCCAGCACGAUCACAGGGGUGAUGGACAAGACCAAAGGGGCAGUGACUGGCAGUGUGGAGAAGACCAAGUCUGUGGUCAGUGGCAGCAUUAACACAGUCUUGGGGAGUCGGAUGAUGCAGCUCGUGAGCAGUGGCGUAGAAAAUGCACUCACCAAAUCAGAGCUGUUGGUAGAACAGUACCUCCCUCUCACUGAGGAAGAACUAGAAAAAGAAGCAAAAAAAGUUGAAGGAUUUGAUCUGGUUCAGAAGCCAAGUUAUUAUGUUAGACUGGGAUCCCUGUCUACCAAGCUUCGCUCCCGUGCCUACCAGCAGGCUCUCAGCAGGGUUAAAGAAGCUAAGCAAAAAAGCCAACAGACCAUUUCUCAGCUCCAUUCUACUGUUCACCUGAUUGAAUUUGCCAGGAAGAAUGUGUAUAGUGCCAAUCAGAAAAUUCAGGAUGCUCAGGAUAAGCUGUACCUCUCAUGGGUAGAGUGGAAAAGGAGCAUUGGAUAUGAUGAUACUGAUGAGUCCCACUGUGCUGAGCACAUUGAGUCACGUACUCUUGCAAUUGCCCGCAACCUGACUCAGCAGCUCCAGACCACGUGCCACACCCUCCUGUCCAACAUCCAAGGUGUACCGCAGAACAUCCAAGAUCAGGCCAAGCACAUGGGGGUGAUGGCAGGCGACAUCUACUCAGUGUUCCGCAAUGCUGCCUCCUUUAAAGAAGUGUCUGACAGCCUCCUCACUUCUAGCAAGGGGCAGCUGCAGAAAAUGAAGGAAUCUUUAGAUGACGUGAUGGAUUAUCUUGUUAACAACACGCCCCUCAACUGGCUGACAGAGUCUCGCUCUGUCGCCCAGGCUGGAGUGGCGGUGAACCUCGGCUCACUGCUCCUGGAUUCAAGUGAUUCUCCUGCCUCAGCCUCCUGAGUAACUGGGGCUACAGGGGCAUGCCACCACGCCUGGCUAACUUUUUGUAUUUUUAGUAGAGACAGCGUUCCACUGUGUUAGCCAGGAUGGUCUCAAUCUCCCAACCUCGUGAUCCUCCCAUCUCGGCCUCCCAAAGAAAGGGCUGGGAUUACAGGCGUGAGCCACUGCAGCUGGCCUUAAUUUUCUUGUUUUAAUCUGUUGUUUGCUAAGAAACAUUACCUAGCUUAUCGAAAUUGUAUAUAAAAUAAAAUUUGAUAGAGUUUCUUGUCCCUAAAGGCUUUCCUGUGCAGGGAAGAGGUAGGGUUUUGUGAUGGCUGUUUCAACCAUAAAAAGACCUUUUGUUUCCUCAGUUGCUAAACAUUUGCCUAGACACUUGCUUAUGGAAAAGUGGGGUAUUAUUGUUUUUAAGAAAGUAAUAGAUUAAUAGUUGAAUAACAAGAAAUGCUUUAUAUCUGGUAUUUUUUAAAAAAGCUUCAUUGACUAGGUUCCACCACUAGUUAGUUUCCUUUUUAAAAGGUUUCCUUAGUGCUUUUAUAGUAUGAGGGAAUUGCAGGAAUAAGACCACAAACAUCUUUUCAAAAAGCACAGCUAUGGACAAAGCAAGGUUCAUCUACAUGCACUAAAGUCUCCAUGAGCUCAGAUGGACCUGACAACUCACUUCAUUGGUGUUUGUUUCAAUAUCCAAGAUUCUUCUUUUACAGGUGUUUGAUUUCACCACCAUAGACUUGACAUCUGAGACUGAUGAAAUUCCAGAUAUUAUAGCUUUGGAAGAGGAGAAUGGAUCAAAUCAUUCACAUGCUAAUGGCCCUGUCCUCUCAGGGCAAAAUGUUGAAUAACAACAAUAAAAUACCCCUUUUGGUUGAAUAUGUAAUUUGUAUUACAUUAAACUCCCUGUUUUUAUUCCUGUGACUUUGAAGA
This is a messenger RNA of Gorilla gorilla gorilla (western lowland gorilla), 3241 nucleotides long. RefSeq names its product perilipin 2 (gene PLIN2). Gene Ontology annotation, cellular component: cytosol; lipid droplet. The transcript is spliced from 10 exons. Bases 902 to 2323 code for a protein of 473 amino acids. NCBI's taxonomy places the organism in Eukaryota, Metazoa, Chordata, Mammalia, Primates, Hominidae. The record is from RefSeq and is a predicted model, not a curated record. Gene Ontology annotation, biological process: positive regulation of triglyceride storage; lipid storage.